Molecule: messenger RNA, 386 nt
Organism: Aspergillus homomorphus CBS 101889
Lineage: Eukaryota; Fungi; Ascomycota; Eurotiomycetes; Eurotiales; Aspergillaceae
Exons: 2
Coding region: 61-342 (93 amino acids)
Source: RefSeq, a predicted model, not a curated record
AGGAAAUCAACCGCCGGUGAGUUGAGGUACAGUACAAGUACAAGUACAGUCUUCGAUCACAUGCAAAAACGUCACGGGUCCCUCCCUCAGUUUCUCUCUCUCUCUUUUCUCCUUCUCUUUCCCCCUUCGUCCCCCCAACAAGAAUCUGAAUCUCACCACUCAUCUCUGGCACUUGGCACCCUUCCCAUGCAAAUCUACUCCUGGACCAAGCAUGUGAACGCGUGCUCCGAACUGUCAGGCAACACCCGACCUGUUGCCCCGUUCCUGAAUCGGGUUCCUCCUUGCAUCCGGUCUACAACACGUGUCAUUACACUCAACCCCCGACAACAAUGUCCGAAAUGACCAACCCCAUCAUACGAACAGAGGAGUUAGAGAGGAGAAGCUUA